AUGCUGGUUUUGCUUAAAGACGAACAUAAGGAACAUCUGAAAUUUCUGACAGGCGUCGAAGUUGGCGUUGUUCGGGAAUUUUGCCGGAUUUCCAUAGAAUUCAUAAAAAAUGGUUGCAAUCCUAAAGUUUAUCAGAGUGCAGCACAAAAGCUUGAAGUUGAUGCUGAAACUGUUCAGUAUGCUGUUGAAGGUUUAAUGUAUUUGCUAAGUGAGACUUCAAAACUAAUGACUAAUGAGGUAGAUUUCCAGGAUUCCAUUAGCAUUCUUGGGUUUUCGGAAGAGAUUGUACAAGUUCUUCUGGCAAUGUAUCUCGAGAACAGAUUGAUGAUCCGUAAUGUACUUUCAGACAUGUCAAUGGAUCUUCCUCAUUACUAUGAUUUGGAAUGGCGUCUGGAUGUUCAGGUAGCCAGCCGAUCUCUUCGACACCAGAUAACACCAAAUAUUGUGUUAAAACUCCAUUUAGAGGAAGACCAUGAAAAAAGCACCCACAUUCUGCAAACUGAUCCUGGUAACUUAAUGCAACUGACUAAGGAAUUGGAAAAAGCCUUGGAUGAAAUUAAAUCCACAUACUGUCGCCGUAUUGUAAGAAACAUAGACUGA
This is a messenger RNA of Acanthosepion pharaonis, 600 nucleotides long. NCBI's taxonomy places the organism in Eukaryota, Metazoa, Mollusca, Cephalopoda, Sepiida, Sepiidae. The record is from the annotation of a GenBank genome assembly.